This is a messenger RNA of Nothoprocta perdicaria, 1137 nucleotides long. It is a transcript of the gene ANGPT4, whose product is annotated as angiopoietin 4. The record is from RefSeq and is a predicted model, not a curated record. The annotation marks the transcript as partial. The transcript is spliced from 9 exons. Gene Ontology annotation, biological process: signal transduction. NCBI's taxonomy places the organism in Eukaryota, Metazoa, Chordata, Aves, Tinamiformes, Tinamidae. Gene Ontology annotation, molecular function: receptor tyrosine kinase binding.
CGCGUCCUGGAGAACAGCACCCGCUGGCUGCUCAAGCUGGAGAGCUACAUCCAGGCAAGCGUGCGGCCGGAGGCGGCGCAGCUGCAGCGCGCCGCGGCGCACAACCGCACCACCACCAUGCUGGAGAUCGGCAGCAGCCUGCUCAACCACACGGCCCAGCAGACCCGCAAGCUCACCGACGUGGAGGCCCAGGUGCUGAACCAAACGUCACGCAUUGAGCUGCAGCUGCUGGAGACCUCCCUGUCCACCAGCAAGCUGGAGAAGCAGCUGCAGCUGCAGACAAAUGAGAUCCACAAGCUGCAGAACAGGAACAACGUGCUGGAGCUGCGCGUGCUGGAGAUGGAGAGCAAGCAGCAGGCGGAGCUGGCGGGGAUGCGCUCGGACAAGGAGCGGCUGCAGCGGCUGCUGAGCCGGCAGAGCGGCGCCGUGGCCGAGCUGGAGCGGGCGCUGGCGGCGGCGGCCCCGCUGCCCAGGGACGAGCGGCUCUUCCAGGACUGCGCCGAGCUGCGCCGCGCCGGCGUCCGCGCCAGCGGCGUCUACACCCUGCACAUCGCCAACCUCAGCGAGCCCAAGAAGGCGUUCUGCGACAUGGAGACGGAGCGCGGCGGCUGGACCGUGAUCCAGCUGCGUGCCAACGGCAGCGUCAGCUUCCAGCGCACCUGGAAGGAGUACAAGCAGGGCUUCGGCGAGCCCGCGGGYGAGCACUGGCUGGGCAACGAGGCCGUGCACCUGCUGACGAGCCGGGCGCCCUACGCGCUGCGCGUGGAGCUGCUCGACUGGGAGGGCGCCCAGGCGCUCGCGCUCUACGAGCGCUUCCAGCUGGGCAGCGAGCGGCAGCUCUACAGGCUGGCGCUGCAGGGCUACAGCGGCACGGCCGGGCAGCAGAGCGGCAUGGCCCUGCAGGGCACCAACUUCAGCACCCGCGACGCCGACCACGACAACUGCCUGUGCAAGUGCGCCCAGAUGCUCUCGGGAGGCUGGUGGUUCGACGCCUGCGGCCUCUCCAACCUCAACGGCAUCUACUACCCGGCGCGGCACAACAUCCGCAAGCUCAACGGCAUCCGCUGGCACCACUUCCAGGGGCCCAGCUACUCGCUCAAGGGCACCCGCAUGCUCAUCCGGCCCGCGGGCUUCUAG